Molecule: messenger RNA, 1259 nt
Organism: Megalops cyprinoides (Indo-Pacific tarpon)
Lineage: Eukaryota; Metazoa; Chordata; Actinopteri; Elopiformes; Megalopidae
Product: gap junction delta-2 protein-like
Exons: 2
Coding region: 340-1254 (304 amino acids)
Biological process (GO): cell communication
Cellular component (GO): connexin complex
Source: RefSeq, a predicted model, not a curated record
UGACGCAGGAGGAGACUACUUAAAGGGGGAUUAGCGCUGGCAAGACAUUAAAUCCAACCUCCCUCCAUCCAGACACCGCGCGACCCAUCAACCUGAUCUGAAGAUCGAAAAUAGGAGGGCUUACACUAAUCAGCACUUCAGACCCGAAGACAAGCAAAAGUGUCGGAUCCGUCGAGCGAGCUUUCAGCAGAGACACGGAGCCGAAGGGGGCAGCUGCAGCUCGCGAUCAAUGCAUUUACCAGAUAAAAUCGGAACCUCUGGAGAGUAAAACAGGAAAUAAUAACAUUUCGUAGGAAUUCGCGCAGAGUGCUGUGUGCUCUUGUCUCCGGAUGAACAGAAAUGGGGGAAUGGACCAUACUAGAGAGGCUCCUGGAGGCUGCCGUCCAGCAGCACUCCACUAUGAUAGGAAGGAUCCUAUUAACAGUGGUGGUGAUCUUCCGGAUUCUAAUCGUAGCGAUAGUUGGAGAAACAGUCUAUGAUGACGAGCAAACCAUGUUCGUGUGCAAUACCUUACAACCUGGUUGUAACCAGGCGUGCUACGACAAGGCAUUCCCAAUAUCCCACAUCAGAUACUGGGUGUUUCAGAUCAUUAUGGUUUGCACCCCGAGUCUCUGCUUUAUCACUUACUCGGUGCAUCAGUCUGCAAAACAAAAGGAGCGCAGAUACUCCACCGUGUUCCUUACGUUGGAUAAGGACCAGGAUUCAAUGAAGCGAGAAGACAGCAAAAAGAUUAAAAACACAAUCGUGAAUGGAGUACUUCAGAACACAGAGAACUCAACCAAAGAAGCCGAGCCUGACUGCUUGGAAGUCAAAGAGAUACCCAGUUCAGCCAUAAGAACUACUAAGUCAAAAAUGAGGCGGCAGGAAGGCAUCUCCAGAUUUUACAUUAUCCAAGUUGUUUUCAGAAACGCGCUGGAGAUCGGUUUUUUAGUGGGUCAAUAUUUCCUGUACGGAUUCAACGUGCCCUCAGUGUAUGAGUGUGAUCGAUACCCCUGCAUAAAAGAUGUAGAGUGCUAUGUUUCCAGACCAACGGAGAAGACCGUGUUUUUGGUUUUCAUGUUUGCGGUCAGUGGGUUUUGCGUGGUGCUGAAUUUAGCAGAACUCAAUCAUUUGGGAUGGAGAAAAAUCAAAACGGCGGUGAGAGGAGUGCAGGCCAGAAGGAAGUCCAUUUAUGAAAUUAGGAAUAAAGACUUGCCCAGAAUGAGUGUACCGAAUUUCGGUCGCACUCAGUCAAGCGACUCCGCUUAUGUGUAGCACAA